UUAUUUUUUUUAAUUAGUAUGAAGAAAACUAUGUCUGUUAUUUGAAAGUUGUUUGAUGUCAUUAAGCUCAAAAUGGCUGGAUAUCGAGGAGGUCACAUACUUAGGAUAAAACUAAAAAAUUUCAUGUUCAGAUUGAUGUUUUUGAGGUAUUUGACUAUUGCCGAAAAGAAGUUUUAAAUAUGGUGGUUAAAGCUGCUUUAGAGUGUCAAUUAUCAAAAACUUGCCUGUACUGUCUUUGCAAAAAUGAAAAAGAGGAAAAUCUGAAAAGAGAUAAAAAGGAUUGCCUAGAUAAGGAUUUAAAUUUUGCCGUUCUCAAGGAAAAGAAAAAAACUGGGGAUCAGUUUAAGAAAGAGCCAUUACUAAGAAAUAUGUUUGAAGAAGACUUGUCUAUGCUAUACUGUUACUGGACCUAUGAUGAAUUAGAAUUAUUUCCUAAACAUGGACUUAAUCUGGUUGUUGGUGUAAAUGGAAGCGGCAAGUCAUCUAUAAUGUGUGCGAUUUGCUUAGGCCUUGCAGGGAAACCUCAAUUCACUGGUCGAUCUGCUCAAUUGUCAGAAUACAUAAAAUAUGGCUGUGAUAAAGCUACUAUAGAAAUUGAACUAUUGGAGAACCUCAUUUAUAUCAGCUUUUUAAAGACUUAAAACAAAUGAAAGUGGACUCUGUGAAAUUAGAAGAAGAAAUCAAUUUACAUAAAAAUCACAAAAGUGUAGAAGAUCAAAAAAAUGAACGAAUAAAAGUGGAUGUUGAAAAACAGGAAGAAAGAACAAUACUAAAAGAAACUCUAAGAACUUUGAAACAGCAUAAAAUGUAUUUGGACUAUCAAGAAAUACGGAAAAUGUCAUCUGAUCUAAAAAAAAAAAUUAAGCCAAAAGAAGAAGAAAUUAACACAGCAAAACUGGAUAUUGAAAAAAUAAAUAAUUAUUGUCAAGAAAAAAAUUCUAUUAUCCGAGAAAACUUUGAGCAGAUUAAAAAUGCGAAAAGGACAUCAUCUGUUAUUCAAGAAAAAAUUGUAGAAUAUGAAGCUAAACUAUCUGAAUUUCAAGAUAUGGGUUGCAAUGCCAAAAUACGUUAUCAAAAAAGAAUUGAAGAAAAAAGAAAUCAAGUACAAAAAUUAGCUGAAAUUAAACAACAAAAGCUUGCUUUAGAAAGGCUAGUUCAAAAAAGUAGAUCGGAAUGUCCGGAACUGAAGGAAGAAAACAUAAAAUUGACAGCAGAAUUAGAAGACUAUAAAACUCACAUCUCAAAACUUAACUCAACAUUUGCUUUUAUAAAUGUGGAGAGAAAUAAAUUGGAAUAUGGUAUUAAAAAUAAUUUAAACGAAAUUGAAUCUUUGAGAAAUGAAGAUAAUAAAAGAUUAGAAUUUUUGAAGCAGAGGUUCAAGGAUGCAUAUGAAGGAGUUAUAUGGUUACAACAAAAUUAUAAUAGAUUUAGAGCUAAAGUUCAUCCACCAAUACUGACUUUGCUAAAGAUAGAAAAUGAAGAUAACUGUAAAUAUAUAGAAAAUUUAAUCAGUCAAAGAGACUUAGUUGCCUUUGUCUGUGAAGAUAAGGAAGACAACAAGCUUUUAACGCAGAUAUUGAGAGUGCAAAAGAAGCUCAAUGUCAAUAUAGUGAUGGCUCCAGACAAGCCUUUGGAUUGCUAUAGAGCUCCACCCCUGACAAAGCAAUUCAGGCAAAUGGGUAUUUUAUGCUUUUUGAGGGAAAUAAUAUCUGCUCCUGAUGCUGUUAUGCGUUUCUUGUGUGAAUGUUAUAAAUUACAUAUGAUACCUAUUUGUAAUCACACUGCUGAAGAAAAAGAAAAAAAUAUGCGAGAUAUACUUCAGAAUUUUAGGUCUUUUUUUACAGCUAAUGCGAGGUAUUCUGGGAAAUAUUCAAAAUAUGGCAAUAAAAAUUUCAGCAUGAGAAGAGAUCCAAUACAGCGCAAGAGGAUUAUUCCAAGUUCCAGAGACCACUCUGAUCAACUACAAGAGCUUUUAGCUAAAUCCCAGGCUAUGAAAUCUGAGUUUGAAAGUUAUACGUCCGAACUUAAAAAGUUACAUGAAGAUAGGAAAACACGUGAAAGAGAAGAAAAUGAUCUUCGAGAAAAAAAAAGAGCUGUUGUUGAGAAAUUGAGAGAACAUCAUACAUAUGAACGUCAACUUGUACAAAAAACAGAGACUUAUGAAAGAAAGAAAGAUGAAAUCAUAAAUGAAGAAGAUGAGAAAAUAAUUCUCAUGAAAAAAAUUCAAGAAAUAAACUCUAAAAAAUGUUUCAUUCUGAAGAAAUUUAAUGAAUUAUUAGUGGACUUCAUAAAGUGUAAAAAGAAGAGACUGACUAGUAAUUUGAAGGCAAAGUUGCUUGAAAAAAGUAUAUUCACUUUUCAACGACAAUUGAAAGAAAAAAAAGAACAACUCGCAGUGGAUGAGAGAAAUCUGGAAAAAUUAAAACAACAUAGAGCAGCCAUUGUAGAAAAGGGAUUUGCUUUUCAUAAUGAAAUUAAAGGAUUCUUACAAGAACUACAAGCUAUUCUAAACAAGAAUGUAAAGUCUGAUACUCUUCUCACGAAUAAACUGUUAUCCUGUUCUGAUGAUUCUGUGUCCCUGCAAUGUAAUAAAUUUGGAAAUCUAGAUGAAUGUUCUAUUCCCAGUUUACCAAAGCCUUUAAUGAAGAAAUUAUUAAAUAAUUAUGGCUGUAAAACUAAAGAAGAAACUGAAAGAGAAAUCAGCCGUAUUCAAGCACAACUGGAAAUAACUUCUGAAGAGAAUGAAGCAGUUCUACAUGAAUACACACAACGAAAAAAGAGAAUUGCAGAAAUAGAGACAAAUAUUGAAACAUUUCACACCAAGUUGAGGGAACUGAAAGCAGAUAUAGAUAAAAAGAGGAAUGAAUGGCUGCCUUCUUUAUCAAAAUACAUCAGAAAUAUUAAUAGAAAGUUCAGUCAAUAUUACAAACAACUCAAAUGUGCAGGCGAAAUAAGUUUAGAUACAUGCAAUGAUUCGGAUGAUUUUCCCAAGUAUGGUCUUCAAAUAACACUGAAAUACCGAGACAAUGAGCCAUUUAUGGAAUUGUCCAGCACUCAUCAUAGUGGUGGAGAGUGCAGUGUUGCUGCUAUUAUCUUCAUUCUUUCUUUGCAAGAACUCACAGAAGUGCCUUUUAGAUGUAUUGAUGAAAUUAAUCAGGGGAUGGAUGCUCAAAAUGAAAGAAGUAUGUACAAUUUAAUUUCAGAUAGUGCAAAAAGUGGAUCCUGCUCUCAAUAUUUUCUGCUUACUCCUAAGUUAUUGACAGGUCUGGAUAUGCUUGAGCAUGAAGAUGUUACUGUUCACAUCAUUUUUAACUCAACCUUUUUAGAAGUAGAUAUGAGUGUCCAACAACAUAUUGAACUGUUAGAUACCUGAUAGAAAUGAGAAACAUUUCUUUAUACAUGUACAGUUGGUUUUAAAAUCAAAAUUGUUUAUUUGUAUUUUUCCCCCUUGUUUUGUUACAAUAUCUCAAAAUUAAAAUAAAAAAUAAUCUUGUAU
Parasteatoda tepidariorum (common house spider) is the source of this 3496-nucleotide messenger RNA. The record is from RefSeq and is a predicted model, not a curated record. NCBI's taxonomy places the organism in Eukaryota, Metazoa, Arthropoda, Arachnida, Araneae, Theridiidae.